AUGAGGGCCGCCGGCAUCAAGCGCCUCGUGAUCAUCACGCCGCCGCCUGUGUACGAUGAGGGGCGCAUCAGGCAUCAGCAGCAGCGCAUGGGCACGACUGACCCAGUGGAGCCAGACCGCACCAAUGAAUUUGCGGGCCGCUACGCGGAGGCAGCGGCAGCGGUGGGCGAGGCGGCCGGCCUGCCCGUUCUGGACCUGCAUACCGCGCUGCAGGCGGAGGAGGGGUGGCAGACGCGGCUGCUGUCAGACGGGCUGCACUUCAGCCCCGCGGGGCAGGCGCUGGUCGGGCGGCUGCUGGUACAGCUGGUGCAGGCGGCCUACCCCGAGCUGAGUCUGGACAAGCUGUCCAACCACUUCCCCUGGUGGGACAAGUUUGCCGAGGCGGGCCCCAGCAAGGAGGCGGCGCUGUGGCGCGGCUUCUUGGACGGCGCGCAGCAGCAGCAGGCCGGGGCGGAAGAGGACCACGGGCAGCAGCCGCGCGCCGGGGGCUGA
Molecule: messenger RNA, 492 nt
Organism: Monoraphidium neglectum
Lineage: Eukaryota; Viridiplantae; Chlorophyta; Chlorophyceae; Sphaeropleales; Selenastraceae
Product: Isoamyl acetate-hydrolyzing esterase, putative
Exons: 4
Coding region: 1-492 (163 amino acids)
Source: RefSeq, a predicted model, not a curated record